Zootoca vivipara (common lizard) is the source of this 17469-nucleotide messenger RNA. RefSeq names its product SH3 and PX domains 2A (gene SH3PXD2A). Gene Ontology annotation, cellular component: cytoplasm. The record is from RefSeq and is a predicted model, not a curated record. Gene Ontology annotation, biological process: superoxide anion generation. Gene Ontology annotation, molecular function: superoxide-generating NADPH oxidase activator activity; protein binding; phosphatidylinositol binding. Lineage: Eukaryota; Metazoa; Chordata; Lepidosauria; Squamata; Lacertidae.
CAGAGUUGUAAUGCUGUGCUAUAUAUGUUUAAUGAUGUCCAUAUGGAUUUGUGGGCUCAGGAAUUAAAUACAUAAUGGCUCCCGAUGACAUAACAUGGAAAUACAACUCCUACAGUGCCAGUGUGUAGACAUUAAAGGGUUAUUAAUAAAAAUGAACACUUUAAAUAGAAAAACAAGCUUACCGGCACAGACUUGGCUUCUAGCCCAUCUCUGAGUGGCAGUGGGGAAAAGGAGGAUUGAAAAAUGUGCUCUUUACCUAGGCCAGUGUAUGAAAAUGAACAUCUUUUGUACCAUUUGGUGUUUAAUUUUUCAUAGGGGAUGCCUGGGGCUUUUAAAGUUUUCAACCAGAGUACAAAAAGAAGGAUGAUAAAGGGGGUUGAGGAAUGAUACUCAGCCAAGCACUGAACAUUUCAGUUGCAUGUUACAGGGGAGCUUUUGACAUUUCAAUAUUAAGCGUUCAUGUUUGGUUUGGCAGAACUGUCCAGAAGGUUAGAUCUUAACUUGUCAGAAAGCAAGAUGCACUUUGUUUCUAGGUGAGCCAGGAAAAUAACAGUGUGCACCAUUUGAACAUGACCUAUAAGAAAGUUGCAUCUGGUCUGCAAGAAAACUAGUGCUUUUGUAUCUGUCAGCCAAACAAAACCAAAUUAAAAAAAACCCAGCUGAAAAUAUAAUAUUUACCUUGAUAAUAUAGGCUGACAUAAACACCUUCAAUCCAAGGUCAAGCUUGAAAGUUAAGGGGUGAAAUCCAACAUUAGUUCAUACUCAGAGCACACGCCUUUAAAUUAAUGGACUUAAGUCCAUUGCUUUCAAUGGGUGUACUCAAGAGUAUGGCUAAUGUUGGCUUUCAAUCUUUAACUUUCAAUCUUGACUUUGGAUUGAAUCAUAGAAUUCUACAUAGAGUUGGAAGAGACCACAAGGGCCAUCCAGUCCAACCCCCUGCCAAGCAGGAAACACCACCAAAGCAUUCUUGACAUAUGCCUGUCAAGCCUCUGCUUAAAGACCUCCGAAGAAGGAGACUCCAUCACACUCCUUGGUAGCAAAUUCCACUGCCGAACAGCUUUUCAUUCCCAUCAGGACUGAAUUCUAGACUAACGUUCUGCCUUUUAUGCAACAGAGCAUUUGGUUGUAUCUAGUGUUACUUAUAAGUGGCAUGAUUAAUAUAGUUACAGGUAGAAUGAUUAAUAUAGGUAUAUUCAUUGUAAUGAAUUUUAUCUGAGUAGAAUUUAGUUGGAUGCAGGCAAAGGCGUAUUACCUAAGUUGAUUUAAGACAAGAACAAAUGCUUGUACUCUUCUCCAACCUCUGCUUCUUUGUGUCUACUUUUGGGUCUGAGAGUGUGAGUUUCUGGCCAUGUUGGAGUCAUACUUUAGUGAGAGAAAAUAUAUGAAGUACCCCAUUGCACUGAUGCAUGUAACAUUCUUCCUCAUAUUGGCAUUGUGGAUACAAUGCCAACUAAACAUGCCCCUUCUGCUUCAUCCCCUUUCCUUAGCCAUGCACAGCUUUGCAACACACAUAACCAGCUAUGCCUUUUCCUUUCCUUCACAGGUGCAGCAUGCAUCUGUAGAGCUGAUCCAGUAUCGAGUGGAGACUUAAUGAGGUUGCAGAAGUGCAAUCUCUCCACUCCCCACACUUCUCUACGUAGUAUUUUCCAGGAAAUAGGAUAAGGCUGUAAAGUUGCUCUUUCAUAGGUCCCCACAUUUAGCCAGUGGUGAAGGCCAGCGCUGGCAGAUAAAAUGUUGAAUAAGUCCAUGCAUCAGGGUGAAAUGACUUGCCUCAGGCAGCACCUGUGUGGGGGCCAAAGGCAGGAAUGGUGUGUUAAUGGUGCAGCAAGGCUUUUAGAAAGUGUUGGCCUUGUUGUGAGCGGGGAAGCAGUUGGACUCCACUUCACCCAGCUAUCACCAAGUAUUGCUAUGAUUGUGGUAUUUUCACUUUUAAAUAAGUUAUAGGCCCAUGUUAUAUUCUGCUCUGUGGCAAUGUGCACUUCUGCACAGGUGUGCACAGUCACUUUACUUGAAUCCCGGUUUCUAGGACACAAGGUGUCAUGGCUAGCUAUCCCUGUCAAGCAAGUUUUGGGAUACUACCCAGAAUUUAUAUGUGCCCAGCAGAAAACCACCAACUGAAAAGGGUUGCCAGAAAAUUUUCCAAGACAUUCCUGGAACAGAAUAUGAGAAGUCAUAGGUAAAUUUAAAGAAAAGAGAAGAAACCUCUUGAUUUUCUUUUUCUAGGUCGAAGCCAUUCUUGGGAGUUGGGCUUUCAAAACUAAAGGCAGUUAGUUUCCUUUUUAAAAUCACGCAGAACAUAUGGGAAUUGGGUUGUUUCUGCCAACUUUUCCCCUCUCUAGAACCAAAAUCUUCCCAGGGAUUCUUCCUAAUAGAAUAAGGCUGGGGGUGGGGAGGGGAGAAAAAGCCUGAUGUGACUCAUACAGCUGCAGCAGAAACAACAGAAAUAACACGCCUCUUUUCUUGAGAGCCAUCGUCUUUCUAAUAGUUUCAGUUCAACUGGGAACCAUUAAUGUUGUUGUUUCAAACAGCCAUUCAAAGAGCACCGGCGGGCAGGGGAUAGCAACAGGAGAGAGAGAGAGUUACCCCAGUUUUGGUCAUAGAAAUUAAUUAGCAAAGACAAGAAUGGCACAUGGGAUUAUGGAUCCUCAAAAAGAAAAUCAGGUGCUGACGCUAGUUCUGAACCUAUGAUCCUGGAGCAGUAUGUGGUGGUGUCUAACUAUGAGAAACAGGAAAACUCGGAGAUCAGCCUGCAAGCUGGAGAGGUGGUGGAUGUAAUAGAGAAGAAUGAAAGUGGUUGGUGGUUUGUAAGUACCUCGGAAGAGCAGGGCUGGGUCCCUGCCACUUACCUGGAAUCCCAAAGUGGAAUUAGAGAUGAUUCUGAAAUUAACAUGUCCAAAGGAGGGGAAGUUUCUAAGAGACGCAAGGCACACCUGAGACGCCUGGACCGGCGAUGGACACUGGGAGGGAUGGUCAACAGGCAGCAGAGUCGAGAAGAGAAAUAUGUCACAAUCCAGUCAUACACCAGCCAGGGGAAGGACGAAAUCGGGUUUGACAAAGGAGUCACUGUGGAGGUCAUUCAGAAGAACCUGGAAGGAUGGUGGUACAUAAGGUAUUUAGGCAAAGAGGGCUGGGCCCCAGCCUCGUACCUGAAAAAAGCAAAAGAUGACCUUCCAUCAAGGAAAAAGAACUUGACGGGGCCAGUGGAAAUUAUAGGAAACAUCAUGGAGAUCAGCAACCUGUUGAAUAAGAAAUCCUCUAGUGACAAGGAAACCCAGUCAGAAAUUGAAACAGCAGAAUCCCACAUCACCAAGAAGGAAAUAAGUUUGCCCAUCUUAUGCAAUGACUCUAAUGGCAAUGCCAUGAUGACUCAAGACAAGCAGAUUUCAAAAUUGGCACAGGGUUCUCCAGCCAUAGCACGGAUUGCACCACAAAGGGCUCAAAUAAGUUCUCCAAAUCUAAGAACCAGACCUCCCCCAAGAAGAGAAUCUAGUUUGGGCUUCCAGCUGCCUAAACCUCCUGAGCCACCAUCAGUGGAAGUUGAAUACUACACCAUUGCAGAGUUCCAGUCUUGUAUCUCUGAUGGGAUCAGCUUUCAUGGGGGACAAAAGGCGGAGGUUAUUGACAAGAAUUCUGGUGGCUGGUGGUAUGUGCAGAUUGGUGAAAAGGAAGGCUGGGCUCCAGCAUCAUACAUUGACAAAAGGAAGAAGCCAAAUUUAAACAGGCGAACAAGUACUUUAACCAGACCCAAAGUUCCUCCCCCAGCACCUCCCAAUAAAUCAAAGGACUCUGAAGAAGGAACAGUUGCUGGAACCAUAUCUUCAGGAGUUGCCCAGGACAAGCAAACGUAUGAGGAGCCAGAGUAUGAUGUGCCUGCCUUUGGUGCUGACUCUGAGUCUGAGCUGAGCCAAGGGGAAGAUGGCAGCUUGGAGAGAGGCAUGUUCCAUCUACUCAAGCCUUCCCCUGUGUCAUCCCUCCAAAGGGCAAAAUUCCGAGUUGGAGAGUCAUCUGAAGAUGUAGCACAUGAAGAGGAGAGCAUCUAUGAAAAUGAAGGCUUCAGGCCAUACAUAGAAGAUGCUCUGUCAAGCAAAGAAUCUAGUGGGGACUCUGAUUCUCAAAGAAGUUCAUCACUGUCUCUGAUCCAAAGAAAUUCUCCGUGUUCUGUUUCUCCCAAGUCUUCCCUCCUGAAGCCCAAAAGCGACAAGAGCAUUCAGCCAAACCUUGGGAAGUCGCACUACACCCGGAAUGAGGAGACAAAGCCAAGGUCUGCUUCAGACGUUGGUUUAAGUAGCAUGCCCAAAACUGGCCCAAAGAGAGAUAUUGGGGAUACAGUGUCUAGCAGGGCAAAACCAAUGGUGAGACCAAAACCUUUCCUGAACAAAGGAGACUCCCAAAGCCAAGAAAGGAUGGACAUCAGCACUUUACGUCACCAGCUGAGGCCAACUGGACAGCUGAGAGGUGGACUUAAAGGUUCAAGAAGUGAAGAUUCUGAAAGUCCACCUCGGACAGCUUCUGGAAACCGAGACGAGUCAUUCAGAAGAAGCUCUGCAGAUCUCAUCCCCACUCAUUCCCAUGCCAUAUUCUACUCCAGCCAGCCAAACAAGGCAGAGAAUGAAAACAACUCCUCAAAAUGUAUCUAUGUAACUACUGAUUCUUACCAGAAAGUUCAAGAUUCUGAGAUCAGCUUCCCAGCAGGGAUAACAGUGGAAGUUCUCGAAAAGCAAACAAGUGGGUGGUGGUAUUUGAGAUACGGAGACACAGAAGGCUGGGCUCCUUCUCACUAUCUGGUACUGUCUGAUAACCAGCAACGGGAAACCACUUCGAAUGAGGCUAACAUCUCAGUGGCCAAGAACAGAAGGAAUGAAAACAAAUCCAACAGCUUGGAGAAGAUAGAGAAGAAGGUCCAAGCACUCAACACCAUCAACCAGAGCAAGAGAGCAACACCUCCCAUUCCCAGCAAACCACCUGGUGGCUUCUCUAAAACAUCUGUCAAAUUGCGGAAUGGGGUUAGGCAACUAGCAGUGAGGCCACAGUCAGUGUUUGUCUCCCCACCACCCAAGGAUAAUAACUUGCCUUGUUCCCUGCGUAGGAAUGAGUCUCUUACUGCCACAGACCACCUGAAGGCAGUACGCCGCAACUCUUCUUUCAGCACUGCCCAAUCUCAGACUAGUGAUUCUAAGAUAAAGCACACUGAUCGGCUGGGUUCUGAGGGGUCUGAGACAAGUUCCUACGUACCUUCUGAGCGCAAUGGAAUCCCAGUGUCCACAGUCAGGCCCAAGCCCAUUGAAAAAUCCCAGUUCAUUCACAAUAACCUUAAGGAUAUCUACAUCUCCAUUGCAGAUUAUGAGGGGGACGAAGAAACUGCUGGGUUUCAGGAAGGUGUCUGCAUGGAGGUCCUGGAAAAGAACCCAAAUGGUUGGUGGUACUGUCAGAUCAUGGAUGGAGGGAAACCAUUUAAAGGCUGGGUGCCCUCAAAUUAUUUGGAGAAAAAGAAUUAGAGUCUUUUAAUUCCAUUAUUUAUACUUUUAUACUGUGUACAUACGGAAGGAAGGGGAAAAUACAAUGAUUUUAUUCCCUUUUUAUUCUGUCUAAUAUACAAGGGACUGUUGAUCUGACCUUUGCUAUGACCAGCAAGUCUGCCGUCUUUGAGGGUGUGUGAAGGAAUUGGCUUGUUCAGCAAAUAUCAAGGAAAAAGGCAGGUGGAACUAAUGGCAUUCUCUUUCUGUUUCGGUGAAGACUUUCAUAAUUUUGAGUGCAACGCGGUUCAUUAUUCCACCAUCCUGGUUGUCAUAAAAGGAAACCAAAUGUGUGCCUUCCACAGUAUAGUUUGGACCUGCGCAUCCGCUUGUGAAUGGUGGGGAGUUUGGUGCCAGCCUGGACAUGUUAAAAAAUCAGCUUGUUCAUUUCUUCCACAUGGAGUGUGUGAAAGUAUUUCCAAGCUGUGGAUGAAUCUCCACCACCAGCAAGAUAUAUUUAAGUCAGCAGAGCAAAUGUGGAAACUCAAGAAAUCCAGUGCUGGCCCUUGGCUAUCACAUUCUUGCCUCCAGAUUGGAGACUUGGAGCUUUUUCACUGUGCAUUGCUAGUACCUGACAUUAAGUGCAUAUUGUCAGUUUCCCCCAAUGGCAUCGCAUUGGUCAUGCUUCUGUCCUGUGGUGAUCUCUGUGUCAACUGUUUGGGGAAGGGGUCAAGUUUUUUUGUUUUUUUUUACUAUUAUUAUUGGAAUUAGAUGUGUAGUCAAACUUUAAUGUGGCUCCUAGGUGUUUGUAUGCACACUAAAAUUAUGUGUUUGCAUCACACCUCUUGUGCAAACUUAUUGGUCUCAAAAUUUAAUGUUUGUUUUGAGGGUCUUCUGAACAACCAUUGAAGGGGUUUGUCACAUACUUUGCUAUCCAGAGCCCCAUAUUGGACUAUGAAGCAGAAAAGUUUCAUCUGAAUGCAGGGAAUAUUAGUUGUCUGUAGCUUAAAAGGUGAAUCUGCUGUUCCACAAAGCCCCAUUUGUUGGCUCAUAGACCAUCAUGGGUUUGGCUCCUUGGCCAUCCAUAAGCCUUUGCUAGAGGGAAAGGGAUUUCUCAAGAACUCUUCCCUUCCUCUUCAUUUUGCCCAGGUCAGAAUUACCAGGCUUGCUUCCACCAGUGCUUCUGCACAGCUCCUUAAGUUGUGCAUGCACUCUGCUCCCAUCCCAAAGCCCCACAAGGCUUCAGCUCUGGUGGCCGCACAGUGGCCUCCUGUGGCUUGAAAACCAGGCCAAUGAGUCAUGUAACACAGUGGUGAUGGCUUCUCCAGAGUCAUCUGCAUGGAUCCACCUGCCAAUCCCUUUGGGAAAACUUAAAGUAGAUGAGUUGGCCCUGAGUGGAGGGGAUUUGCUUCCACAUAAUGUGCCUUUGUUUUGCAGGGGCUUUCCAUUAUGUCCUAUUCGUGUUCACAGGGAUUGGAUCUCUCUAUUGUUCACGAUGUAAAAACAUUUCCUUGCCAGUAGAAGAGAGUGAGGAGUUACUUUUCUGUAAGGAGUAUCAGGGAUACCUUGAAGCCACUGCACCACAGCCGAUUGCCCACUCCAGGUGCUACUUGAGGUGCGGGUCCAUGUAAACAUGGAGCUUCUGCGUGUCCAUGCUCUUCUGCAUGCUCUUCAUUGAUAGUGGGGUGAUACCCCAUGUGCAUCCUCAUUGCACAUGGUCAGAGUCACCCUCAUGUGGAAAUGAGGCAGACAGUGCCAGUGCAGAAAUUGUGCAUGCAUGUCAGAACACUCACAGUGCUUAAGAUCAAGAAUACUGAUUGCAUGUGGCAAUGCCUCAAAUGAAAACAAAGCAAGGAGACCCAUACAGUCUGUAUUUAAGUGUUGCUUCCAGAUAUGAAUGCCCAUUCUCAGCCAGCAGAGAAGCAUCUGUGUUUACAAAGCUUGGGCAGGGGAGAGAGAGAAAAAAAGCCAUGCAUUUUACUGUCUGCACAAUUGUUUUUAAUUUGUGUAUUUGUGGGGUGAUUUUUAUUUUUGAACCAUCUGUGUCCUAAACUUCUUAUUUCCCCCUUUUUAAGAGCAAGCAGUAGGAAUCACUCUUCUGCUGUAUUCACUUGAACAUUACUUGGUGUUGGGAGAGAAGCACCUGAUACUUUCAAAACCUGCAAAGCAAUUGAAUGAGAACACUAUUGAGUGGAGAAUGUACCUGUUCAAGCACCUGCACACAUGGGCAAUCUCUCCAUUUCUGUUUCUACCCCGCCCCACCACCACCCCACCCUUGAUAUUUAUAAUCAUGAAACUUCAAAGAUAUAACAUUUGUGGGAGAGCAUGGAAAAAAUGAAAAGCCACCGGGGGGGAAAGGCUUGGGUGCAAAGUGUAUCCCCUCCCCGUGGCCUCAACACCAGCCCUUAAAUAAACUUUGUAAUUGUAAAAAAGGAAACACCAGAAGGCCUUUGCUUAAGAAUACCGACUCUCAGAUGAGAGUUUGAUGUCUCUGUCCUGAGGCCCAGCAUUUUGUGUGUCAAGAGAAGAAAACCAGCUGUGUUUGUGUUACUGUGCAAGAAUAAAUAAUAUGAAUAACUCUUUCAUCUUCCAGCAACACUUCAUGCCUUCCACUAGGUGAAAGAUAAAAGAAUGGGAAGAUUUGAAGGAACUGAAAGGAUACAUUUCUUCCAAAGGAUUCAAAAUCAAAUAUAUAAUGGGGAGAUGUUUGGUCUUUGGGAAACAUUACAUAAUUCUCACUUGAUUCUUCUCUUUCUCUUUAAACAAAAAAUUGGUGUUACGUGUCUUGAAUCAAUGAGAAAUGUUGGGGGAGGGGUUGAUUUCUGCAGCUCAUGUGCCAAUUGUCCUUUCAGUUUGAUCGAUUGAGACACCAUUAAAGUUUGGCUGCCACCACCUUCCAUACUAUUGCUUUAUAUUGGAUAAAUAAGCAUGGAAGAAGGGUUGGCUUGUGCGAAACAGGGAGGAAUGGAGAGGCCUGUGACGCGCUCAGUGGAAGAGCCCAUGGAGAGCAGGUCAUAAACUACACUGCAAAGUAAAAUGGUGUAGCUGUUUGUCCUGAGCUUUUCUUCCUAAGGCCUAGCAGCUCUGCCUCUUAGAAGUUUCUCUUCAUUUUAAAAGUCUGCUGAAACCUUAGCAGCCAUUGUUAAAAGAACUGCCAGAGCUGCUGUGAGAUUAUAAAUAGAAGUAUUAUGUUCUUCUGCUGGACAGUAUUAAAUAGAGCAAAACCAUAAAGUAAUCUGCUAGAUUGCAGUACUAAUAGUAGUGAUUUAGCAACUCAUAUUAAUGUUUAUGAUUUAUAUUUUAACAAUAAUGAUAAGGAAGUGGUUCAUUAUUUUUGAAUUAAUGCACUUUAACAAUUUAAACCAAAAUGCAGAAAAACCAAGUGCAUUAUUAAAGGUGCAGUAUAAAUUGUCAUUUUUUUAAAAGUUCACCUAUUUAUUAAAAUAAUUUAUGAUUAUUUAAAAAUUGUACUAUACAGUUUUGUUCUAAAGAUGCCAUCAUCUCCUGGGAAAGCUAAAUGUGCAGCUCCCAACUUUUCUACAUUGAGCCAUUGGACUCUCAAAAUACAGUAGAUUCAGUUAGCAAGUGUCAACUUUCUGCUAAGGAAAAGGGACAUAUAUUUCAGAUUUGGAGAGCAGUGGAUCAGCUAGUUAUAUUCCUUAAACGUAUGCAGCCCUGAGUAAAUGUGAGGAGCUGAGCUGAAGUAGUAAUUGAACAAUCCCCCAUCCCACCCCCAGAUUCCCUAGAUGUCUUCAAUAUAUUCUGCUAGCACCCAGCGCUUAAGGGAUGACUGUUGACCAUUCUCCAGUCCCAUGUCCAGAAGAUCACUGUGUGCUAAAUUGUUCUAAAUAUGCUUUUGCAAAGUUCUCCUGAGGACAUAUGCCUUUCUUACUGCAUAUUAAGCAUGUGGCUUGUCCACUAUUUCAGUAAGGGAAACUGCUACCCACAAAAACAAUAUCUAUUUGCUAGCAAUAUGAUACAGAGCAGGCAUGGCAUCUAUAAGCCCUGUUUUCUUGCAGAGGUCUCCUUUUUAUGAGAUGAGUUUGCUCAUCAAUAAUUACUGAAAGAUGUCUACAAAUAUUUGAGGAGUAGGAUGUAUUGUGCAUAAAAAAAGGAAAGCAAUACUCAGUUGCCCAACAGAGGUGGUCCAGUAGCCAAUUUUAUAAUAUAUGUGAUUAUGGUGAUGAGGUUCUGAGCAAGUAGCAAAGUUAACUUCUGAGCUGCUCUCAGCUUUGCAUCUACUUGCUGUUCCUGAUGUUGUGCUUUCUGCAACACACACACACACAAAUAUAUUUGUAUGCUUGUGCACACAAGAUAUAGCUUGUGCGUGCACACAUGUGUUGGACAAGCUUGGAGGCGAUUUCAUGAUGUAUGAAAGGGGUGGAAUAAAGGACACUAGAAAGCACCUUUAGUCCGUUUCACUGUUACUGGUAUGCAAUUUACGUUUCCCACUUUAGCUGAUAGGUCAUAUCUAGGAAACAUUUUCAGAAUUGGAAAAUUAAAAUGCAGCACCAGGCCUAUUCACAAUUACUUGUGACAAGUCUGCAUGAUCUCACUGCACAAACACUAUAGUCCCAUUCAAAUGUCUGUAAAAUACCUGCAGCAUUUUUUUUGGAAAAAAGUAUUUUGUACAAUACUUCUAAAAACUAAUCAAAAAAUCAAGUUGCAAUUUAAUAAUAAUUAUACUUUCAGAGUUAACUAAUUCACUUUUUAAAUUCUCCAGGGAGCUACUGAAUAAAAAUAUUUUGAAGUCAGAGUGCCCUCUUGUGGAAGGAGGAGCGGCUUUCUAGUUAUUUUCCUGAUUAUUUGAGAUUACCUUGGUCAUCCAUGCUUUCAAAAAAAAUAUGUGAAAUGGGAAUGACUGAGAUAGCAAAAGUAAAAAAAAAAAGCCAACAACCAACCAUCUUUUUUGAAAACAAAAAAUUGAAACUUUUUUGUUCUGCUGUAUACUGCAACUUUAAUAAUAAUGAGCACUUCUGAGUUCGUUAUUGCGGUUUUAUAUAAUGCCUGAAAAGAUACUCUUUCUGUUUUGUUUUGUUUUUAAAUUCUAGUGAACACUAUUUCUCUUUGACUCUUCCUGCAUAUACCUGUUGCCUAUUGUAAUUUCUUUCAAGCUGAGACUUAGUUUUUUUUCUGAUGAGGUAGCAAACAUGUGUCUGCAAAGGAUGCUUCCAUGCUUGAAUGAUCCAUCACAUCCACAAACUUACCUGCACAGGCCAGGUAAGGUGUAGCCUUGAAGCCAUUUCCUUAACAUUUUGUUUUCUAUAUGCAGGAAUUCUUUUGUUUUUGUUCUGUUUUGUUUUUCUGAGGCAGAUAUUUCAAUCAGAUAUUUCCCUAUCUGCAGUCUGAAGUGGUUCAGUUCAGAUAAAGGUUUACCGCCUGGCUGUUUCUUGAGAAAUAGGCCUCACUGAAAAUUUGAAUGCCUGGUUAACGUAGAUCAAAAUAUCAAUUUGGAGCCACCUGGGCUCAUGUGAGGGGCUUUUACCAGCCAAGAAUUUGACCACCACACCACUCCCAGCCAUAUCACUAACAGCUUAUGAAAGUACCAAAUUUCUGAACUGUUUUGGUAUGUAGCAGUGGGCCGAUAUGGGGAGGGGUGUUGCUGAAAUCAUGAGCAUAAAGUUCCGUGGACUGAUGGAACUAGCUUCAAACCCUUUUUGGAUUCUGGCCCAACUUUCCAGUGACUGCUGUCCUUGUCAAAACAGCCCCUCUGUGCGAAAAAAAUAGCACUUACUCCUUACAGGGAAUUAAACCCCAUUGACUCCAGUACAAGUGUUGCUUAGGGUCAUGGCCCCAAUUGAAUACAAAAUAAUUUGGGUGGGACUUCUUCUUUAAAAUGCUCAUUUGUACAGGUAACUGGCAAGGAACAUUACAGACUGGCUAAUUCAGGACUAGAUUCUGAGGUAGGCAAACAAGUGCAUUCGUGUUUCGAGUUUGCAAUGCAGUAUCAACGUCCGCAUUUAUCCCUGAUGAUGAGCAAUUUCCAAAAAAGUUUCUUUCAGUAGCAACACUGAACAUUUUGACGAAGGCAUUAUAGAAUUGUUUGUUUAAACUACUUUCAAAUAUUAGUGUGGCAUAUUUUAUUGUAAAAUUAUACUCAUUGCUUUUCUCUGUUUAGAAAUGUGUUAACGUGCUUUCUAUCAUUUAUGAGAAACCGAAGGGAAUCUGGGUUUCAUACUACUAGCAUUUACAGAAUAGAAAUACUAGUAUUUAAGUUUAGAUCUCAUUAGCUAGUUUGCUCAUUUACAUUUUUCUCAUGUGUAUGUUGUGUUGUUGGGUUUGGGUUUUUGGGUUAUGUCCCCCCCCCUUUUUUUGCAUUUUCAAGAUAAAAUCCAUUGGAGGAUAUGUGCAAUAUUGAAAGAGAUGAAACAGGCCCCUCAUCCAGGAUUUAAAGUGGAACGCACAGUGUGAUUUUUAGAAGUCUUGUCAUUAUCCAGUCAUGCACUCUUUGGGGGAAAAUGAGGAAUGAGAGGAAGGGAACCAUUGAGAGAAAGAGAGGAGGCAGCAGAAAAAUUCUAGUAUAAAUGGAUUGUAAGUGUGAAUUUACUGUGGUGGCUGAGUGCAGUGGUUGUUACACAAGUGCAUCACACUUGAAUAGAAGUGUGACUUGUUUGUGUGUGUUACAGUGACUCUUCAACACCCUUUUUCUUUCUAAUACACAUUUUUUUAUUCCUUACAGAAUUCAGUUUGUUCAGCUAAGGCUGCUUUCUUAUACUCAACCUAGGAGGAAGUCCCAUGCAAGUCAGUGGGGCUUACUUCCGAGUAGACAUGUAUAGGGUUGUGCCGCUGGGUGCUUUUAGUUAGCAUGGAAUACAUGCUGGAGCUUGGAAUAGAUGUGUUGAGGGGGGAAAUCACUCAUGAGACAACAUGAGGAUUAAUUGUAUGCUUGAAGCACAGCAUGUCAAAUCAAUCUCUACCUCAUGAUCCCUUAGUGCUCCAUGCCUUUCAGAAUCAGGCCAUUUGCAAGAAAAGAUGUGCUUGUUGGUGCAUGCCCUGCUGUAUCUCUUUCCACUGAUAAGAACAGGAAAGGUCCCUACCUUUAGCAGCCCAAGAUCAGGCUCUUCAUCUUUGUGCUGGGCACUUGUACUCAAGUACUCAAGCCUUUGAACUCACGAUGAGGCAGUUCCACAGCGAUAUUGCUUAAAUGUUCAUGAGAAUAAAAUGCUCUUUCAGCACAUUCCAUGGACGUAGCCAGGCUUUUUGUGGGGGGGGGGCGGCAGAACCUCAGUUUGCUAUGUAUUAUUAUUGAAUAUUAUUGGUUUAGGGGGCAGCUGCCCCUCCCUGCCCCCCUUGGCUAUGCCCAUGGCACAUUCCUAUAUAUGCCUAUUUGGAGCGAAGCCUUAUUGUGUUCCAUGGGACUUACUCCCAGAUCCCAGUGGAUCUUGUGCAGGAGCAUUAUUUGGUGACUUUUACGCCUCCAGUGUUCUUAAAAGAAAAAAGAAAAAAGCAACUGAGUCCAGGAGAGCAACAUAAAUUUGCAUUUGGCUUUAGGAGACCCUGGUUCUUGUCUCAGUGUUUAGUUUCAUGAAAUUUGAACUCUGUGCAUGCACACACAAAGUUGGCAGGAAGAACUACACUGCUGACUGUAAUACAUUUUAAAUCACAACUGGAUUUCUGCUGCUAAAUAGUCAUAAUCCAUCUGGCGUAAUCUAAGCCUCCUUUUUGAGACUCUAGGCAUACACGUUUGCAGCUAAAUCAGGGGUACUGUACAUAAACUAAGCAUUUAGCAGGUACGGAUUGGGAGAGCUGAAGUUUUUUUUAGUUUUUUUGUAAAUAUGUGCAUUUUUAAAGGAUGUGGGUAUUUUUUUAUUUUUUUGUAGAUGUGUAGAGAUCAUUGACAAAUACACGGAAAACUCAUUAGGUGGGUCCUAAAGUGAUCUCAUGGGCUUUAUGUCCUUGCUUCAAGGUUCCUGUUAGCGUCUUGGUCAAUUCCUUUACCAUAUCUGUUCACAGGUUGUUGUUAUUUUUAAUUUAAAUUUUUGUGAUAUUUGAAUCAAGUACUGUACAUGUGACCUUGCCCAGCAUCCUUAGAGGUCAGUAAUUGGAGCUCCUUGAGCCAGCCCUUCAAUUGCUGUUGCUCAAGUCUCUGCAACACUGUAUAGAGCCUUCUGGAAUAACAAUUUAAGAGAUCCCUCUUUUUACUUUUUUAAAGGGUUUUUAAAAAUAAUAAUAAUAAUGGUGAGUGCUUGAGUAUGCAUGUGUGUAUGUUAAAGUGGAAGUGUGGUGUGUGUGGUGGGGUUUGUAUCCAUGAAGGUAUUGCAAGCCUGCUUUGAGUAAGACUCCUAUUUGGAAUCAGAUUUCUGUUUUCAGGGUUUUCUCCUCCUAAAUUGUGAUAAGAUCUCUUAGGCCCAACAUGACCAAGUAAAAGUGGGCCCCUUUCAGUCUAGGUUUACAGGGUGGGCUGGCCCCACACAGCAGUAUGUUAGAUGGUUGAUGAGUGCAAUUUCCCCUUUCUUUAAAACCAAAUUGACUGAAAGUUUCACACUGUCGUUUUAACACGUUUCCCACUAUUGUCCUGUGCUGAGACUCCUGUUUGCUAUUAAACCAAAUUGGCUGGGCAGGGGAGGCUGUAAUCUUUUGGUAACAGUCGAAAGAGGUAACUGGAUUAUGACUGAGGAGAAAUAGAUUGGAUUUCCAUUUUUUUUUAAAAAAAUUAUAUAUUUAUGCCUGGUCUGACAUUCUGGGUGCUUUUUGUGUCUUUGUGCAUGAACAUACAUCACUCCUCUGUGUUUCAUCUGUGUCUCCCAUUAUUGCCAAAAGCUCAGAUUCACUUAUUGCAAUAUAUGAAUCUGUAUCCUGAAGUUCGUAAUCUGAAGCAGUAAUGUUUUCUAUAUCAAGUAGUCUAGAGGUUCAUGAAAUGACUGGAGCUGGCAUGGCAGCAUAGUCAAGUUGUGUUUUUAAGCCGGCUUUAAUCUGAGUGGCUCUACUUCACUUAAACAGCCAAUUGUUGAUGAGGAAUGAAAGAUGGAGCCAGCUGGUGAUCUCAUUUCUGCAGCAUUUUUAAACUUGCCAUCUCAGCAUUUUUGGUUUGGCAAAGCUUCACCUACACCUUUUGAGCCAGAACUUUAUUGGGGAUUGUGUGCAGCAAGUUCUAACCGCAGCCUUUUACUAUGCAAAAAGUUAACUGGAGACUUGUUUAUGAGUUUGAAAUUAAGGGACCUGUGCAGAAAACCAAAAGUAGGCAGCAAAUUACUGUUUUGCCUGAAAUCUAAAAAAAAAGAGUUAUCAAUAAAAAGGAUUAAGGUUUCAUUUUUGCAAGAAACAGUCAGGACAGUGAAGCAGAAUUUGAAUGCCUUGUGAUUGUUACCAAUCUUCCAAGUAGUUGAUACUGAGUAUUGUUCUUUCAAUUAUCCUCUUGAAAUGGUUAUUUAACAUAAAGGUGAAUGUAAUUGUCAAAAGUCUGAGAGAGUAUGUUGGUGAGGAGAUGAUGUGGGAUGUGUGGUUGGUUCUUGGGCUGUGUGAUAGAGAUGGGGAGCAGAGUUUGCUUUUGGUUUGGUUUGGUUUGUUUUCUUCAGAAGGUUUAUUAUUAUUGAAGGUGGACUGGUUACUGUUGGGAGAGCAAGUUGAAGAUUGAAUCUUUUUGUGGUUGGAUUUGUUAUAAGAAAGAAUCCAGGAGGGAAUCAAACUUUGGAGAAAGAGAAGAUAAAGAGUCCUAUGAUAGAUUUGGGUAUUCCUUGUCCAUUUAUUUUUCCUCUAGCUAAGCUGUUCAAACUGUUGAAUGUUAAGUACUGUUAACAAAAAUGGGGUGUGUUUUUUACUCCACCCCUAGAUGACCACUAUUGUUAAAAGUUGCAUGUGACCUUUAGUGGAUCUCUAAUAAAUAUGGAAUAGAAUAAAGCAGAAGUUAAACAAAACUAGCUGUUGCAUUUUACUGUUAUUGUGCUCAUUAUCAAAGAUGACAGUAAGUUUAUAGGAAUAAUAUAAAUCUGUUUGCAUAGUAAAAUGGUUUCUGCAAAGGGAUGUUGGCCACAUUCACAAAAACCAUUUGGGGCAAGUAUUAGUUUUGCUUAAAUCAUCUCGCAACAGAGAACAACUGUGGUGAAAUUACCUUAGCUCACAUCACCAUUUCUUUAAUAGUGACUGGAGAAACACAGUUAACCUUUAAAAUAUCACAUUAGUAGUCUCUGUACAAAACAAGCACAACGAAGGAUGGCAACUGUUUGAUCUAACUUGGUCCCCUCUUAAACUGAUUUUGGAAUGUCCCAGCAAUCAAAUUCACAAGAGGAAACUAAAGGUUAUAUGCAGUAAAUUACCUUCUUAUAUUUAAACAAAAAAACUAUUUUUGGUCAAGUAAUUUAAAACAACAGUUGGCCUUUUCAUGUAACCUGUGAUAUUGAAUGAGAAUUUGUGUGCUGGUUAGAUUUUUGCCAUUUCCAGAUUUCAUUUCAAAACUUGAGGCCAUGUUACACUGUUGAUGGCCUUCUUGGCCAUCAUGGUUUCACCUUGUUUGAAUAAAAGGUUUUGCCAGAAUGAAAGUAUGUGAAUAUUCAGUCUGGUGCCCACCGGGGUUAGUAAAGUGGGAGUCAUGAUGGCAGUGCAGUCAGAAGGUGGCCUGGUAGUCAAAUUCAGAGUGGUUUUAUGAUCACAACUCAUCUGAUAAUGAUUUAUGGUCCCACUCUUGAGAUAUUCAAAUUCUGAAAUUCUACAGAUUUGUCUGUCUUUGUUAUGGCAACUGGAUCUUCUGAAAUGUGAUUUGGAAAAAGGUAUUGUACUGUUUCACUUGUAAUGUAGAUCCAUCCAGAUGGAGCAUUUUAUAUCUAGGUUUUAUAAGGAGAUUUUAUGAGUUCUUGGCAUUGGAAUUUGAGAGGUGAGUGCUGCACGGGAUUCUUGCAUAGUUGUCAUCUAUAUACUUGACUAAAAGAUGUAAAGACUCUUAAGGCGUAUUGCUCCAUAUUCAGUUUUUUCCCCCACCAGCAACCAUCUGCUAUUAAUGAUUCUUGAUAAACUGAUCCCUAAAUAUAGAAACUAAAUCUUUGUACAUGUUUUGGCCCAGCAGUCCUCUAUUUUAUGGCUCUCUCUCUGCUAUAGGCUCCUUGUGCUCACUUCAGUCUUGUUGGAAUCUGUGUGCCUUAGAUGAUGGCAUAGCAGAAUGACCAUGGAAAUAGCAGUUCCUUUUUUGAAAUUCCAUCUGGUCCGCCUUUGUACUAAUAUUAGGCUGAAUCAGAACCCCUGACUAGGAGAAUGUCUGUGUGAUGUGCAAGAUUCUAUACAGUGAAAACAGUUCUAAGUGUGUACAGCUUGUCAAUAUACAGUUGGGGCUCAAGUUUUCACUUUGGCUAAUGAUGCUUUUUUUAAGCGCCAGGUGGGCAACAUGCAAAGGGAGAUGUGUUCUCCUAAGAUCCCUUACUAUGUCCCAGAACAUGUUGGGGCAGAUCCUGUGAAGCAGCACAAAACUGCUCACCACUCUUAGCCAUUGUGGAGCAGAUAUCCUUGGGACUACGCAGUGCUUACACUUGGAAGGGAAUUGAGGGAUUUUGCCACUCUAAGCGCACUCUCAUAUGGGGACACAUACCAAUUAUUAGUCAGAGGCUUUUUAUGUUUGUUUUAGGGACUGCCAAGAGAGACUAGGCUGCAGCCUGUUUUACUCCCAGGUUUUUGCAAUGUGAAACCGCAAUAUAAUAUUCAAUGUCUCAGGCAGAGAGGACUUGAUAACUAACUGUACCUCACAGUCAUCUCCCAGUUUACUCAUUGCUUGGACCAAAGGUGGUGCUAAUAAUAUGAACUUUAAUUUUUAUAUUUAUGUUGUUGUUGUUGGGUUUUUAGUGUGUAUGUGUUAAAUCAAAGAUGCAAGUGUCCUGUUAAACUAAAAAGAUCUUAUCCAGGGCAUCAGACACUUCAAAAACCCACAAAAUACCUUUGGGAUUCAGACAUUGUACAUUUGGAGAAGGGUAAAGGAUACUCUUAUCUUCAAAUGCUUGCAAAUUGUAAGUUGUUGCUUUUUAAAUUUCCAUUUGUUUACAUGGUCUCUUCUAUGUCCUAUGAAAAAAUAAUAAAGUUUUUGAUCUUUUUAAUUGUG